GUCCAUCAUACUAAUGUAGUACCUAGGUUAGAGUAUUAUACUACGCAGGCGGCAGUACAAUACAAUUUACCAUUUACAUCCAUACUACUAUCAUAGAUAUAUAUUCAUAUGUAUGUAGAGGCUCUCGGACAAUAUAUCUCGCUCUGAUUUUUGAUAACUUGAUAUGGCUUCAAUAAAGCCUACGCAUUUAGAAAGGACAGCUACUGAGCCUCGAGAAAAGUCUCUCCACACCGUUACCCUAUCCGAGAUCAAGCAGGUCAACGACCAGGUUAGGCUCUUCCGCCUAGCACUUGCCGCCCCCAUUCGGUUCCUGCCCGGGCAAUGGGUGGACUUGUUCAUACCCGGCAUAUCCAAGGCUGGGGGUUACACCAUUACCUCAUCGCCAUCGAAGGCGUUCCCUUCCCCAUCGGGAGGUGCCCAGUCUAGUUGUACUUCUGCCUGCUACCUGGAGCUCGCGGUGCAAAAGUCGUCCGAUCCGCCAGCUGCAUGGCUAUGGCAAGAUGCGGAUGCCAUCAUUUUUGCUGAACUACAGAUCCGAAUUGGCGGAAGCUUUGUCUGGCCACCGCCCGGCAUAAACAUCCGUUCCCUGCGCCGCGUCGUCUUCGUUGCUGGCGGCGUUGGCAUCAACCCCCUCAUGAGCAUGCUGAGUAGCCUGGCCGAGAACCCAGACGAAGAAUGCUGCCCCUUUGAGGUGCGAUUCUUGUAUUCCUUGAAGCAGGACACUGCUACUGGCUCCUCUGCCAUAGGGCCUAGGACUGAACGUCUGCUGUUCCUCGACAGGCUGGGAUCUAUCUUUGGCUCUGGAAAGGUGAAAGGCGAGCUACAGCUCUUCCUGACGAACGGAAGGGAAGAAGAAGACCAGGAAGGUGUCGUGUCGUGCGGCACCAAGAAAGCUAACAGCGUGCCAUUUUGUAGGCGGAGAAUGACUGUGGGCGAUGUGGCCGCUGCUAUCGGCAAUGCGUCAGAGAGGCGGUUUGCCGUCGUAUACAUUUGUGGCGUGCCCACUAUGACUGAUGAAUUCGUCCAGACGCUCACUGAACUAAAGCACGGGCUAAGAAUUGAGCCACACCAUGUGCUGUGCGAAAAGUGGUGGUAGCUGACUUGAGAGCCUUGCUCCUGGCUCCUGGCUGGGGUGGUAAAAUAAG
Messenger RNA from Hypoxylon fragiforme, 1145 nucleotides. RefSeq lists its product as uncharacterized. The record is from RefSeq and is a predicted model, not a curated record. Lineage: Eukaryota; Fungi; Ascomycota; Sordariomycetes; Xylariales; Hypoxylaceae. The transcript is spliced from 3 exons. Bases 164 to 1096 code for a protein of 310 amino acids. Gene Ontology annotation, cellular component: mitochondrion. Gene Ontology annotation, molecular function: oxidoreductase activity.